AUGAUUCGAUGUUUCGAAUUACUGGUUUUCUUUAUGUUGAAUGUUAAAGGAAAUUGUUAUUCGUUGAACAUUGCCUUGCUCUUUUUUGUUGCAGGAGCUGUGAAAAAGAUAUUUGACAAGUAUCUUCUUGAGAUAAACAAGGAACUCUCAUAUGUUCACUUUGAGUUAAAGGCUUGUAGAGAUCAAUAUGAUGGACAGAUUGCAUUCUUUAAAGGCAUUAUAGAAGCAAUUGCACAGGAUGAAGCUGCUCAAGGUUGCAUAUCAAGCUUUGAUGCCCUCAAUAUCCGAUUGGACUAUCAGGUCAAAUCAUAG
This is a messenger RNA of Arabis nemorensis, 312 nucleotides long. The record is from the annotation of a GenBank genome assembly. NCBI's taxonomy places the organism in Eukaryota, Viridiplantae, Streptophyta, Magnoliopsida, Brassicales, Brassicaceae.